AUGGAUAACAACCUGUGGACCCGCCGCACAAACUCUGGCAAGCUUUCACUCUCGACAAAUGGUAGUCCCGCGCCGGGCGGUGACGCCAACCGAAACGGCUCCUUUGCCAAACGAUUCGGCGGCGAUACGUCCUCACACGGCGGCAAAUCAAAUCCAUUCAACAACGUAACGACUCCCGGCGCAGGCGGCAUGGCGUCCCCCACCGCCGCCGGUGCGGCCAACGCCUUUGGCCUGGGCUCCGGCGCCUUUGCUUCCUUCGGCUCGGCCAAGACCCCCAAGUCCCCCGGCAACCCGUUCGACCUCGCCAUGGGCAAGAUGGGCGCCAAGGCGGCGACGUCGCACGAUCUGGCGGCCAAGGUGCCCUCCAUCGCCCCGAUCCCCGAGAGAAAGGCCCUGGGCUCGCAGCCCGCCUCGGCCCGGACGUCCUCGGAGCAGCUCCGCGUCCACCCCCUCAAGUACGAGUGGGUGACGUGGUGCCGGCCGCCCCAGCCAAAGGGGCAGCCGUACCAAGAGUACGCCAAGUCGCUGACGCCAAUGAUCCACUGCAACACCGUGGAGGAGUUCUGGGUCGGCUACCCCCACCUGAAGCGGCCCUCUGAGCUGUCCGUGGGCUGGGAAUACCACUUCUUCAAGCGGGGCAUCCGCCCAAUCUGGGAGGACGAGGAGAACAGAAGCGGCGGCAAGUGGGUGCUUCGUCUGAAGAAGGGCAUCGUCGACCGGUACUGGGAGGAUACCGUGUUUGCGCUCCUCGGCGAGGCCUUCAUCGACGCCAGCGAAGAGGUCUGUGGCGGUGUGGUGAGCGUCCGCAACGGCGAGGAUAUUAUCAGUAUCUGGACCCGCUCGACCGGCGGACGCGUGCUGAGGAUUCGUGAAACGUGGAAGUCGUACCUCAAGUGCCCGCCCAACACGCAGUUCGAGUUCAAGUCCCACGACGAGAGCAUCCAGCACCGAGCCGCCAUCGAGGAGUCCCGCCGCGAGAAGCAGCACGACAAACGCGGCAACAAACAGGCCACCGAAGAGCAGAAGCCCGCCGCUUCGUGA
This is a messenger RNA of Colletotrichum godetiae, 1041 nucleotides long. Its product is annotated as eukaryotic initiation factor 4E. The transcript has 3 exons. Gene Ontology annotation, molecular function: RNA 7-methylguanosine cap binding; translation initiation factor activity. Gene Ontology annotation, cellular component: eukaryotic translation initiation factor 4F complex; cytoplasm. Bases 1 to 1041 code for a protein of 346 amino acids. The record is from RefSeq and is a predicted model, not a curated record. Gene Ontology annotation, biological process: translational initiation. NCBI's taxonomy places the organism in Eukaryota, Fungi, Ascomycota, Sordariomycetes, Glomerellales, Glomerellaceae.